Saccharomycopsis crataegensis is the source of this 1191-nucleotide messenger RNA. RefSeq names its product RNA-binding ribosome assembly factor RBP95. The coding region runs from base 1 to 1191 and encodes 396 amino acids. NCBI's taxonomy places the organism in Eukaryota, Fungi, Ascomycota, Saccharomycetes, Ascoideales, Saccharomycopsidaceae. The transcript is spliced from 2 exons. The record is from RefSeq and is a predicted model, not a curated record.
AUGGCAGAAGAAAGAAUUCCUGCAUGGAAAAGACUCGGGUUGAAAGUUAAGAAGACUGUGAGUGAAGAUCCGCUUGCGGUCCCAACCCAUUUGGAAGACGCUAAUAUCACAAACAAACAAAAGAAAUCUUUGAAAAAUAGUCAACAGAAAAGAUCUAGAGAAGAACCAAAUAACAAGUCACAAACUGGAGAAACUAAGAAGCCUGCAAAGAGAAAGAAGUUGCCUAAAAGUGAGCGUGCUCCGCCUCCAGAAAAAGACCAAUUAGCAUAUCUCAAACAGUAUGUUGAUGAUCAAGAAAACUGGAAAUUUUCUAAACAGAAACAAAACUGGUUGAUCAAGAACGUGUUGAAAAUUGACGAUAAAUAUAUGAGCUAUUUACAUGUUUACUUCAAAAGCAUCCAAGGUGGAUCGAAAAUUAGAGUUGAAAGAGAAUUGAAGGAAACCAUUACUAAAUGGAACACAUAUGCUGAUGCUCUUGAUCUUAAAAACUUGGAAAGUGAAAGCAAAAAGGAAAAUGAGGUCCCUGAAAGUUCUGACGGGAAAGAAGUUGAUGAGAAGAAAAAAAAUGAUAAUUCCAAGAAAGAUGAUAAAAAGGACGAAGUUAAAGAUAUGCCGAGCGUUGAAGAAGCAAAAAGGGCUCAGCAAAUGUAUGAAGCAAUAACCGAGGAGAAGAUUUUAUUGAGCACAAUUGAUGAGGACUAUGAACAGCAAAGUGAAAGUGAAUUAGGUCGUGAAGAAGAUGCUAAAAGUCCCAAAAUUCCGAGUCCCACUAUCCAAACGAAAUCUAAGCAUAUUCAUUUUGACGAUGACGGCAAUAUUAUUGAGAAAAAUCAAUUGGAUGGAGAUGACGAAUGUGAAAAUGGUGAGGAUCAGGUAGAUUACGAUGAGUUAGUAGAUUACGAAGAUUCUAACAUGAAAGUUGAAGAGGAGAAGGAUUUAAUUAGUGCUUGUAAUAAGUCUGAUGAUGUGGUACACGAUAGCCUAAACAACAAGCAGCAUCACAACAAUAAUAAGGUUUAUGGUGAGAAUUGGUGUGAAUACCAGGAGGAGGCGCCGAUACAUGAAUAUACUCCUUUGUGUGAGGACAUGGAAGACGGCCGCGGUAAAAAAAAGAGACUACAAGCACCGCAAAAAACCGUGGAUCUUCGGAAUCUCUGGAUUGAAGAAGUCGAGGUGACGGAUUAUGUGUAG